This is a messenger RNA of Penicillium olsonii, 954 nucleotides long. The record is from the annotation of a GenBank genome assembly. NCBI's taxonomy places the organism in Eukaryota, Fungi, Ascomycota, Eurotiomycetes, Eurotiales, Aspergillaceae.
AUGCGGUCGCCAGAGAUGUCCCAUAGUCCCGCCUACUAUCAGGAACAGGGUCCUUUUGGAACACAUCGCUCGAUCGUCACUCCCCCGCCGGCCGCUCGUCGAUCUCAAGAACAAUCUCCCAUCCCGGGCCACCCCGUCGGAUCUCGACCUUCAUCUCUCGCAAGCGACGCGAGUCCCCGCACAUCUGCCUCCCGGGGCUAUCGUGUCUACCACCAGACGCAAGGAGGAUCUUCCUGGCCGGCGUCCGAGUCUCGAGAUAACGACUCGUUCCCAGCAGGCUCGACCUUGGGCGCACACAAGGAAGAGCGGGUCCGGAGUAGCAUCACGGAUCGACCGUCAUUAAUGUCGGGAGAACAUUCCAACCCCAGCAUCACCCGGGUGAGAAAGCGAGGCAUUCCAAGUGACGACAUCGUAACACACGAGGGCCAUGAUGCUCUAUUGAUGUUGUUCCGCCUCACCAUUGUUCCAAUAUACUCCUUCGGCGCAUGCUUCUAUGCUAUAUUCGCCUUCCUAUUUGCCCUCCUUAUCUCACCUUUCCGCCUCUGUGCAUUCUCUCAAUACCUCCGCUCUACAACCUUUGUCUCUCAACUAUGCGACCUCCUCUCUCCAUCUCUCCACAUCCACGAAAGACUAGUCUGCAUCCGGCCUCCAUCUAUCGAGGACCGAUCGUCAUCGACCCAGUGGAUUCGCUCUGACCCGGAAUCCGACCAACCAUCCGUCCUCUCGGAACCGAGCGAGGUCUACAGCAUCGGAAAAUCGAUGGCUGUCUUGGUUUUAUCGCCAUUCUUCAGUCUUGCAAUCCUUCUCCUAGCCUGGAUCGCAGCAUUCUUCUGGGUUUUCUCCAUGAUCCUGGGCAAUCCAGACGGCACCGAACGCAAAGACGAUGGCCGCACAGCUGUCCUUGGCGUUUGCAAAUGGUGGCGAACCUGGCUUUGCAAAGCCCGCAAGUCAUGA